UCGUUUUGUUCGGACGCGGCAGACAGUGCGUCGGCGAACCAUGAAGAUUAUACCUGCAUUAGUGAUCUUAUUUGUAGUGGGCGGCGUUCACACAUCGCAUCAUAUGCAUCCUCUCUCCGACGAAUUUAUUGACUUCAUCAACUCCAAACAAAAUUCGUGGAGAGCCGGCAGAAACUUCCCCAGAAAUACCCCCAUGAAAUACUUGAAGAGGCUUGCGGGAACAUUAAAGGAGCAUGUAACAAAUCCCGAAAACAUUGGCGGCAAACCACCCAACUAUAAAAAAAAAGAUUUAGCAGAAAGUUUCGAUGCACGUCUUAAUUGGAAAGACUGUCCGACAUUAUGGAAUAUUCGGGACCAAGGAUCGUGUGGGAGCUGUUGGGCAGUGGCUGCGGUGUCCGCAAUGACUGACCGACUCUGCAUUCAAUCAAAUGGUACGAAAAAUCAUUAUUUCUCAGCAAUGGACGUCAUGACCUGCUGUUUUAAUAAUUGCGGCAAUCCCUGUAAGGUCGGUGGUUAUGAAGGCGCUGCAUGGAGAUUUGCAGUAAAUAAAGGAAUAGUGUCAGGUGGAAAUUACGAUUCAUCAAUGGGAUGCAAACCUUACGAAAUUCCACCAUGCAAUCACACAAAGGGUUACAACAGUAAUAAAGUACCGUGUGGCCAUGAAACAUUUGACGUAGAAUGUAAGUCGUCCUGUCAGAAAUCAUAUAAAAUAAAAUAUGAUAAUGAUAAAGUGAAAAUAAAAAAUCAUUAUGCCUUAAGCAACAUGGUAGAAAUCAUGUUAGACAUACAGAAUAAUGGACCUGUGUCAACUUCGUUUAAUGUUUUCCAAGAUUUUUAUAUGUACAAAGAAGGUGUAUACCGUUACAAUCAUGGAAGUUGGGUUGGAAUACACUCUGUCAAGCUACUCGGAUGGGGCAAAGAAAAUAAAACAAAGUACUGGCUGGCUGCGAACUCCUGGAAUAGUGACUGGGGGGACAGUGGAUUUUUCAAAAUAAUACGCGGAAUAAAUCAUCUGGGCAUAGAACGAAGAGCUUACGCUGGCCUGAUUAGAAUAUGAGUAUAGUACUUAUUAUUAUUAUUCUGUGGUAGUAUUCUUAAUCUAGAGAUAUUGUCAUACGGUUAGUAUUAUAUAUAAUGGUCAUUAUUAUCUUAUCAUUCCAACUAGGGCUAGUAGAGCCAUGAAAAAUUUAGUACGUUUUUAAUUUUCCUUAUGGGUGGAUUUAUUUAUUAUUAUUUAUUAUUAUUUAUAUUAAAACUGUCAAUGUGCUUGUUGUACCAUAUACCAGGAGUUAUUCUCGGAUAAAAGUUUAAAUUAAUAAAUUAAUUUAGCAGAAAUUAUAUUAUUGCGCUGAAAAUUACAUUGUACCACCUUCAACCUUCACCUUCACCGCCUUCCCUUUCAUAUUUUUUUUAAAUACCUGUCCUCACCAUAGGUUGUCUGGAAGAGAUCGCUUCAUAGCGAUAAGACCGCCUAGUUGUACCUUGUGUGUUCCUUUUCUUUCUGUUCUUUACUUUGGCACAACUUUAGUGUGCAAUAAAGUGUAUUUAUUAUUAUUAUUUC
Molecule: messenger RNA, 1561 nt
Organism: Ostrinia nubilalis (European corn borer)
Lineage: Eukaryota; Metazoa; Arthropoda; Insecta; Lepidoptera; Crambidae
Product: cathepsin B-like
Exons: 1
Coding region: 41-1057 (338 amino acids)
Biological process (GO): regulation of catalytic activity
Cellular component (GO): lysosome
Molecular function (GO): cysteine-type endopeptidase activity
Source: RefSeq, a predicted model, not a curated record